This is a messenger RNA of Coffea eugenioides, 525 nucleotides long. RefSeq names its product alpha-latrocrustotoxin-Lt1a-like. Lineage: Eukaryota; Viridiplantae; Streptophyta; Magnoliopsida; Gentianales; Rubiaceae. The record is from RefSeq and is a predicted model, not a curated record. The coding region runs from base 1 to 525 and encodes 174 amino acids. Gene Ontology annotation, molecular function: protein binding. The transcript has 2 exons.
AUGGCAAGAUCAGGAAUCAACUUAAGCCAUCGAUCUGCUGCUUAUAGAGCAGUCUUAGAGGGGAAAAGACAGUCAGUAGAAAACUUUCGCAGUUUCUGGAGGGAAGAGGGUGUGAAACCACUUGAUAAAUGUGGUGAUACUGUUCUCCAUUUUCUGGCCAUUCACGGAAAUGUGGCUGCCUUCAGAUUACUUCUCCAAGAUGGUCUUGUGACCAGUGAAAAUCUGAAGGCAAAGAAUGUCAACGGCGACACUGCAUUGCAUGAGGCUGCAAGAUUUGGUCACAAGGAUGUUGCAGAGAUCAUGUUAAGGACAGAAAAGGAUUUAGUGUCUGACAGCAACAAACUAGGUGAAACCCCUCUUUUUGUGGCUGCGGCAUGUGGGAAAAAGGAAGUUUUCUCACUUCUGGAAAAGUAUAUUGGUGAUUGCAUGAUGAGGAGGAAUGAUGGAUGCACAAUCCUUCAUGCUGCUGUAAUUGGAGAAUGUUACAGUAAGCUUAUCUAUCAAGUCUAUGCUGGUGCAAUAUGA